AUGUCAACUGAAUCAUCAAGGGAAGAGAAUGUUUACAAGGCGAAAUUAGCUGAACAAGCUGAACGUUAUGAAGAAAUGGUUGAAUUCAUGGAGAAAGUUGCAAAAACCGUUGAUGUUGAGGAACUCUCUAUCAAAGAGUGGAAUAAUGUGAUGACUAAGGAGGUUGAUGCUCUUGAGGUUAAUAAAACAGGGGAGUUAGUUGAUUUGCCUCCUAACAAAGUAGCCAUUGGUUGUCAAUGGAUUUACAAGACGAAGUACAGUUCUCAUGGUACUAUAGAUCGUUACAAAGCUCGACUUGUUGAUCUUGGCAAUAAUCAGGCCGAGGAGAAGGAUUACAAGGAGACAUUUGCUCCUAUUGUUCAUAUGAAGAUCUAA
This is a messenger RNA of Camelina sativa (false flax), 375 nucleotides long. The record is from RefSeq and is a predicted model, not a curated record. Lineage: Eukaryota; Viridiplantae; Streptophyta; Magnoliopsida; Brassicales; Brassicaceae.